Messenger RNA from Eremomyces bilateralis CBS 781.70, 607 nucleotides. RefSeq lists its product as uncharacterized. The record is from RefSeq and is a predicted model, not a curated record. The coding region runs from base 143 to 493 and encodes 116 amino acids. The transcript has a single exon. Lineage: Eukaryota; Fungi; Ascomycota; Dothideomycetes; Eremomycetales; Eremomycetaceae.
CUCUGCACCUCCACGUGGUGUCACCUGGUAACUCAGUGAGCGCAAGCUUGCUGAGGCCAACGCAGAGACGACCCCCUUUACCUGUGAGUUGUUCCCAGUCUUCAGUUCUCACCUCGUCUCGCCAUGUCGUUACAGUCUUGCCAUGUCAUCGCCCUCCUGCCAUGUCGUCGUCCUCUUGCCACGCUGUCCUCCUCUUGCCACGCUGUCCUCCUCUUGCCACGCUGUCCUCCUCUUACCAUGUCGUUGUCUUGCCAUGUCGUCGUCUUAUCAUGUCGCCGUCUUAUCAUGUCGCCGUCUUGCCAUGUCGUGCCAUGUUGUGCUAUGUCGUCGCCUUCCUAUCAUGCCAUCGUUGUCUUGCCAUGUUGUCGUCCGUGGCUUGUCGUGUCAUGUCGUUGUAGUCUUUCCAUGUCAUAGUUGUCUUGCUAUCAUCAUUGUCUUGCCAUGUCGUUGUAGUCGCGCCAUGCCGCUGUCUUGCCAUGACCUCGUUGUCUAGCCAUGUUGUCGUGUCGGUAUGUUGUCGUGUCGGUAUGUUCUCGUGUCAGUAUGUUCUCGUGUCAGUAUGCUGUCGUGUGGGUAUAUUCGUGUUAGUAUGUUGUCGUGUGUCGGU